Molecule: messenger RNA, 1347 nt
Organism: Parnassius apollo (apollo)
Lineage: Eukaryota; Metazoa; Arthropoda; Insecta; Lepidoptera; Papilionidae
Source: the annotation of a GenBank genome assembly
AUGACAAAACCCAAUUUAAAAAAUACAGAUAAUGACCGUAAGAUGACACUACAAGUUACAUGUUCCAAAUGUAAGCGUAAGGUUGACCCAAAAAAUACAAUGUUAUGCUCGCUAUGCAGGAAUAACUUUGAAUUUGAUUGCGUCGGAUACUCGGAGAGACUGUACCGCUUAAAAGAUGCAGCAGCUAAAAGUAAAUGGAAGUGCAAAGACUGUAGCCAAAAAUCAAAAGGGACUUCGACACCUUACUCCUCUUUAUCCCACGUAACCACAAAGAAAUAUAAAAUAGCUAAGAAAUCCUACGAAAGCCCUUCUACUUCAAGUGCAAUUUUUAUGCCGACUGAGACGGAACCUUCAGAAAUGGCGCCUGCAAGUGUGUUAGUACAUCUGGACGAUUCACAAACAAUGCAGACAAGCAUUGCUCAACUGAAUGCCUCACCAAUAAAUCAAAUAGACGACUCACAAGCACUAACUUUAUCCCACGAUUCCAACGAACCUGACGACUCACAUGUGCUGACUACCUCCCACGAUCUGAGUGAGCUUGUGGUUUCCUUUCGUAAACCACUUUCAAAAAGUUUGGAUCAAACUAUAACCGACUCUAUUGCAAUACAGGAAAUGAAGGACACAAUGAACCGACUCCGAACGGAAUAUAACAUACUACAGAAUGAAUUCGAUAACAUAACAUUAGAAAAUAACAAUCUCCGACAGAAAAUAAUCAAAUUGACAAAGGAAAAUAAGACGUUGACAGCCUUAUGCCAAUCUUCACAUAACGUUGGCCAAACAAGCCAGAGCUCCGAAAAACGAAAUAAACGAUCCAAACGACAGUCAGUAUUAUCUUCUUCUCUCACUUCUCACUCUCACAUUGGUUUUGUUUCUCCGGCAUAUAAAAAAACAGCUCAUUCAAACACCACACCCAUGGCACUCCAACUAAAAAUUAAAGACUUAGAGAAACAGCUUAAAUAUACUGAAAACCAGGUUUUAAUGUUUCCCGAAGAAGGCUGGGCGCGCAGUGCUUCUUCGUCUUACUGGACCCUGCAGCCGUGCUGGUGGCGUCGAUCACGCUGCAAAGUCGUGGAAGUAGCGGGUACUAAAAGGCACAGCACACACGCAAGAAUGAUUAUCAGCGGUGCCAAUGCGGUAUACAUCGUUGGAACUUUCAAGCAUCUUGGAACAGAUGCUGAUUUCAAGCUCUACCUCACAACGAAUGUUACUCAGGCGGAUUUCAACAUGGGCUACACCAUGACCGGGACCUUAGAACGCGGCAACCGAUCCACCAAUACUUUCCAAGUGACUCACUUUGCCGUUCUAAGACGCUGCGAUCACGAAUCACAUCACUUGAAGAGCUCGUAA